Molecule: messenger RNA, 314 nt
Organism: Drosophila navojoa
Lineage: Eukaryota; Metazoa; Arthropoda; Insecta; Diptera; Drosophilidae
Source: RefSeq, a predicted model, not a curated record
AAACAACUCAAGAUGUUCAAGUCAAUCAUCCUCGCCGUCUUCGCUCUGAUUGCCUGCGCUGCAGCCAAGCCAGGAAUUGUGGCUCCACUGGCCUACUCCGCGCCCUAUGUGGCAUCUCCGUAUGUGGCAUCAUCGUACGUGGCAUCCCCCUAUGUGGCAUCGUCGUACGUGGCUUCCCCCUAUGUGGCAUCUCCAUAUCUUGCAUCGCCCUACGCUGCUGCCUACACCGCUCCCCUGCUCCUCAGGAAGUAGGAAGAUUAAGACGACCCGGCAAACACAUCUGCAAAAACUGAAUAUGAAUAAACAAAACUGAA